AUGGGUGGGAGUGGUGGUUAUAUAAGGCUUGUGAGUCAGAGUGAAAAUUCAGGCGCCGGAAUCGGAGCCGCAUGUGCAGGUUCUCCAAAUCAUUUGUGCUCCUCCACACACCGGAAUGGGCUCAUCGCGGUGGUACGACAUCAAACCAUGAAAAGGAAAACCGACUCGGAGAAUGGGUCCGCCAAAAGAAACCAUGUAGACAAGCCCGCCGAGUACACCUCGUCUGAAAUCAAAGAGUUCUUCAACCAAAAAUUGUGGGAUGAAAAAUUCCAGUCGCAGCUCGAAUCGCAAGUGAGUCUGAGUCAACCGUACCGAUGGGGAACUAUCACCGACUUGAUGGACCCCCAGUUAUUGAAAAACGUUCGAAAUGAGGUGUUGCUGGAGAUAGCGUUCACAAAAAAGGAGACAGAUAUAUACAAAGUUUUCCAGUCUGGCGAUCUAGCCAAUCUAUCAGGUCUCAACUGGGACGACUUGUCGAGGUUACCAUCACUUUAUAAGCUUCGAGCCGCCAUAUAUUCCGAAGAAUUUCGAGACAUGAUUUCUGGAGUCACCAAGUGUGGCAAAUUGAGUGGCUUGAAGACAGAUAUGUCUAUUAACACCUACAAUAAAGGGUGCCAUUUAUUGACCCACGACGACGUAAUUGGGUCCCGUCGCUUGAGUUUCAUAUUAUAUCUUCCCGAACCUGGAAAAAAAUGGAAACCAUCCUAUGGCGGUGCCCUUCGUUUGUUUCCUGCUGUGGUCCCAAACGUACCCCAUACCGAUUAUCUGGCUAAACUUGUGCCUCAGUUCAACCAAAUUGCAUUUUUCACAGUCCAACCAGGUCUUUCUUUUCAUGAUGUUGAAGAAGUGAGGGAAGAUAGACAGCGACUCUCCAUUCAAGGCUGGUUCCAUAUCCCCCAACCAGGCGAGCCAGGGUACGUUAAGGGUGAGCAGGAGGCCACUGAAGCACGCAGUACUCUUCAGCAAUUGCAAAGCAAAGAACUUCAAGAGUACGAUUUUCCCAAACCUGUCAGAAACGAUUUUUCACCAUUGGAAGUUGAAACCUUGCUAGAGAAGAAGACGCUAUCUGCUGAUGAGACGGAGUACUUAUCGAAGUUUUUGAAUGUUGAGUACUUGAAACCUGGAAACUUGGAAAGAUUGCAAACCACAUUUCUCGACGAAUCCAUUGUGGAAUUGACCAAUAUUUUCAACGCAGAAUAUGCAAAAGUUCUCCAUAGGUCUCUAAGACAUACCGAGCUCGAGACUGAUACUCCCCAAACUUCCAAGGACAUUCAAUUUCCAUGGAAAUGUGCGGUUCCCCCACACAAGCAGCGUUACAUGUACAUAGACGGAACAUCCACAUUGGACAUGUCAGAAAAAGGUGUCAAAUUUGCGAAUGCCAUUGGCCCCAGCGAGGCUCCAAACUUCUCAGUGACCAGCCAAGCACAUCAAUUGAGCGACACAGACCGAAAGUUAUGCGAAAUUUCAUCAUUUAUCAAAUCUAGAGCUUUUCGCAAAUGGCUCGUGCAAGUCACCGGUCUCGUUCCUACUAGUGAUCAAGUUUUAGCCCGAAGAUUCAGACCAGGCCACGAUUUCAUACUUGCUACAACCACAGAAAAGGACCUAGCGCGAGAAAAUGAGCUCAAUCUUCUUCUAGAAGCGACUUUCAACCUCACACCAACGGCUGCAAAUUCCAAAACCUGGGCUCUGGGAGAAUUUGGAGGCUACGAGUUGUGCAUGCACAACGACGACGAACAAGACGAAGACGAUCCUGCCAUAUAUAGAGGCGGAAACGAUGACAGCAGCGUUCUCUAUACAGGCCAAUGUCAAUGGAACACCUUGUGUCUCAUGUUGCGAGACCCUACAGUGUUGAAGUUUGUAAAAUAUGUGAGCGUCAAUGCCAAAGGGUCAAGGUGGGACAUUUCGUGUCAAUGGAACGUCCAAGGAGAGGAGGAGGCAGAGGAAGAGAACUGA
Meyerozyma guilliermondii ATCC 6260 is the source of this 1953-nucleotide messenger RNA. RefSeq names its product oxidative DNA demethylase (gene OFD1). The transcript has a single exon. Gene Ontology annotation, cellular component: cytoplasm. Gene Ontology annotation, biological process: peptidyl-proline hydroxylation; regulation of translational termination. The coding region runs from base 1 to 1953 and encodes 650 amino acids. Lineage: Eukaryota; Fungi; Ascomycota; Pichiomycetes; Serinales; Debaryomycetaceae. Gene Ontology annotation, molecular function: iron ion binding; L-ascorbic acid binding; peptidyl-proline dioxygenase activity. The record is from RefSeq and is a predicted model, not a curated record.